Molecule: messenger RNA, 426 nt
Organism: Penicillium taxi
Lineage: Eukaryota; Fungi; Ascomycota; Eurotiomycetes; Eurotiales; Aspergillaceae
Product: Clr5 domain-containing protein
Exons: 1
Coding region: 1-426 (141 amino acids)
Source: RefSeq, a predicted model, not a curated record
AUGGCCCGCCAACAAAUCAACCUAGACCCCUACAGGGACGAAAUAAUCAAUCUGUUUCAAAACGGUAUAAGCAGUGACUCAAUAAGCCGCACGCUCGAAAGCCGAUAUAAUAUACAAGUGAAAGAGCGCACAAUCCAAUCUCGACUUCGAAAGUGGGGUAUUCGAAAGCGACACCGAACAACAACAGCAGACGAGACUCUUCACGCACGGAUCAAAGUUCUUUUCGUUCAGGAUAGACUUAGAGAUAAAGCCAUGCUGAAAUUGCUUCAGCAGGAUGGCUAUGAUAUCUCCGAACGUACCCUUCGUCGACUACGCUUUCAGCUUGGGCUUUAUGCUAGAGAUUCGCUUGAAUCUCUGCAGCUGCAGAAUUCUAGUUCUAAGGCUGAGAGAGUUCUUAUCAUCGCCAAGCAGAUCACGGCUUCUUGA